AUGGCGUCCAAGGAGAGCCAGAUGACCGCCACGCUCCUGACCUCCAUCCUGGCAGCUGUGUUCGGAUCCCUCCAGAUCGGCUACCACACAGGCAAUGUCAACGCCCCAGCCAGGAUCAUCGAGGAGUUCUUCAACCACACCUGGUGGUCCAGACAUAAUCAGUCGAUGCCAGAUCACAGCCUGACCUUCCUGUGGUCCCUCUCCGUCAGCAUCAAGGACUUUGGAGCCCUGCUGGGGUCACUAGGGGUCAAGUGUCUGGCUGACACCUUCGGCAGGCGUAACUCCAUCCUGAUAGUGAAUGCCUUGUCGGUGGUGGGAGCCUGUCUGAUGUUUGCCUCUAAGGCCAAUGAGUCAUUUGAGAUGCUGAUCGUUGGCCGGCUGGUGUUCGGUCUGUUCUGUGGCCUUGUGAUGAGUCUCAACCCUCUCUACAUCCAGGAAGUCUCCCCCACCAACCUCAGAGGGGCCUUCGCUACCCUCAACCAGGUCUCUUUCGCUACGGGCAUACUCCUGGGCAUGGUAGCUGGUCUUGAAACAGUGCUGGGGACAAAAGAGCUGUGGGCUAUGAUGUUAUCCCUGUCUCUGAUACCUGCCCUGCUACAGUACCUGGCCCUCCCCUUCUGCCCUGAGAGCCCCAGAUACCUCCUCAUCAACCGGGGCCAGGAGAGCCAGGCAGAGACUGCCCUGUGGCGUCUGAGAGGCCUGUCAGACGAGGUGUUCACGGAGCUGGAGGAGAUGAAGCAGGAGGCGGCUCACACCCAAUCAGCCCUCACCGUCAAGGAGUUCUUCACGAAACGCUCCUACCGACAGCCAAUCAUCAUCGUCCUCAUCGUUAACCUGGGCUCCCAGCUCGCAGGCUUCAACGCGAUCAUCAAUUAUUCCACCAAGAUGUUUGACAAGGCUAACUUUGACGAAGCCAAGUAUCUAACCCUGGGGGUGGGGGCCGUGAAUGUGGCCUUCACUCUGGUGGCGUUCUUCCUGAUGGAGAGGGCGGGGCGUAGGAAACUGCUGUUGACUGGCUUCCUGUGUCUAGCUGUGUGCAACCUCUCCAUGACCGUCAUAGACUCAGUCCUGUUCCUUGUCCCAGAGCUGCGUAACCUGCAGGUGUUGGUCGUGUUCUUCCUGAUCUCAGCCUAUGAGGUGGGACCUGGCCCUAUUUCCUGGUUCAUCGCUGCAGAGCUGUUUGACCAGCCAGCCAGACCAAUCGCCAUGGCCUUCACCAGCAUGCUCAACUGGGGAGGGAAGUUCAUGCUGGCCCUGCUCUUCCCUCCACUACUGAAACUGUGUGGUGCUUACGUGUAUCUCCUCUUCACGACCGUGGCUCUGACAGCCUUCAGCUUCACUUGGAGACGCCUACCUGAGACCAAGGGACGCACCUUCGAUGACAUCGCCGCCGAGUUCCGAGAGUCCGAGGGCAUCCCCCUGCACAAUAAGACUGGUUUCAACACCUUCCCCUGACCUGAACGUCCUGGCCCCUCUCACCUUCCCCUGACCUGAACGUCCUGGCCCCUCUCACCUUCCCCUGACCUGAACGUCCUGGCCCCUCUCACCUUACCCCUGACCUGAACGUCCUGGCCCCUCUCACCUUACCCCUGACCCCCCCCUGGAGGUCGGAAGUUGUACUGGGGGUCACGGAGG
Molecule: messenger RNA, 1635 nt
Organism: Salvelinus namaycush (lake trout)
Lineage: Eukaryota; Metazoa; Chordata; Actinopteri; Salmoniformes; Salmonidae
Gene: slc2a1c
Product: solute carrier family 2, facilitated glucose transporter member 1
Exons: 10
Coding region: 1-1455 (484 amino acids)
Biological process (GO): monosaccharide transmembrane transport
Cellular component (GO): membrane
Molecular function (GO): hexose transmembrane transporter activity
Source: RefSeq, a predicted model, not a curated record